AUGAACGGUUUUUUGGGUUUGGUAAUGCUGCUCAGUGCAGUGGCGGCGUCGGAGAAGCCACCAAUGCCAACAAUGGCCACACUGACCACCACGACAACAGCCAGGACUACAGUCAAGGCAAAGGACGAUGUCAGCAACAUGGACAAACGCGACAAGAGACAACUGCGAAGCAGCAAUGGCUACCCCAUAUUCUUUGAUGGCGUUAAUCCGGGCGUGCAACCAAUUUCGGUCGUAACGCCGGUGGCGUCGAAUGCGAAUGCCCAGGUUGGUGGCCAACAGCCGAGCUUCUUGCCCAACUUUGGAUUUGGCAGCCAGCAGCAACAACAACCAUUGCCCAUCAUUGGAACACUGGUCGGCAACCUGCCGGGUCUGCAGGGUGGUCUGCCCAAUCUCCUGAACGGCCUGGGUCCUCUGGCUGGUUUGGGGGGCUUGGGCUCGCUUGGCGGCCUCAAUUUGGGCAACCUGGGUAUCCUUGGCAACCUGGGAAACUUGGGGGGCAAUGGGGGGCAGCCCAUUCUGCCGCCUGUGCUCGGGAGCAACGGGAACAGCAACCCAGCCGCCUCCUGUCCCAUCACACAGAGGCUGACGUGCCGCUGUGAACCAUUGUUGUCGCUGCAACCACUGCAAGGAUUGUCGCUGCAACAACCACCCAAGGCCCUGGGUUCAACGCGCCAACAACAACAACAACAACUGCACAUCACGAAACAGAAUGUGCGACGAAAUGCCGACGGAUCCCGAGAACUGCGUCUGGUCCUCAGCAAUGGACUGAUUAUCUAUCAGCAUAGCGGCAAGGAGCGUGCAAGCGGCCAACAAGGACAACAGGGACAACAGGAUGUCAAUGUGAACCAGGGCUACUACACACUGCGAUUGGCCGAUGGGCGCUACUUCACCAUUUUCUAUACCAUCAACGAUUUCGACUAUACGGUCAAGGCAGAUGUUAGCAAUGCGCCGCCCAAAUCCGAUUUCGACGAUGAGCUCAAUGGAUUGCUUUAG
Messenger RNA from Scaptodrosophila lebanonensis, 993 nucleotides. RefSeq lists its product as uncharacterized. Bases 1 to 993 code for a protein of 330 amino acids. The record is from RefSeq and is a predicted model, not a curated record. The transcript has 2 exons. NCBI's taxonomy places the organism in Eukaryota, Metazoa, Arthropoda, Insecta, Diptera, Drosophilidae.